AUGGACUCUGACAAUUCGGACCUGGACAUUGGCAGAGUCCGGGACUAUGAAAUAGAAUUCCCCGAUGAAGAAUCAGAUGCCGUUGGAUCGGAUAACGAGGCACAGGAUGCCUCAGAUGACGACAUUGAUGACCCUGAUGUGGAUGCAAACAUCUUACUUCAAGACACAACUGAUGAUUCCAGCGCCGACGAGAAUGCCCCACAGGAGGAGCUGUGGGAGCUAUACCACAGGCAAGUCACCCGGUGUCAACGCAAGAGUCGAGAGAUGCGCGAGAUGAACCGAAGGCAUCUCGCGGUCAAACAGGACCUAGAUGAGAGGGAUGCAAGGUUCAGACAGGAUAAUAAGCAACUUGCUUCCCUGGUUAGAAACCUUCGACGCGAGAACGAGGAGCUCCGGAACCCUCCACCCCGUCGACAGGCCGAGCCCUGGAUCUCACGUCUACGUAAAUAUGUCCCGGAAAUAGAUCCUGGCGAGGAUCCCGAUCUUGGAGAGUGGGAGAGCAUUUGUGGAGCCUGCAACAAGCAGAACAAUAUGAGCCAGAAGGUGCGCAAUAUCCAUCCAAACUUGGAAUUACAUGGAGAGUGCUCAGACGAAGACUACACGCGAAACAUUUCGAACGAUAUUGAUGGCGCAAAUGGUGCCAAUGGUAACGAUGGUGACGAUGGUGGCAUUGACGACAAUAAUGGUAAUCCCAAUAAUCAAGCUGGCCUUGCUUUCCGUCCGUUCGAUUUCAACAAGCUACCUAUCGAGGUCCAGGGGAAGAUAUUCGAGCGCCACUUCGUGAAACCGGGCCUGAUUCACUGUCUAUCCCGCUUGGACGACAGGCAUCCGCCCAAGCAACGGGCUCACUUUCCGUUCGCCGAAUCUGGCACAAGUGGCCUGCCCCAUCGUUUCGCCUACGGCACUGGAAUAACAAGGACCUCCGUUAUGAAGGCCAAGAAACCCAGCGAGGUGCUAUCUUCACUACUCGUCUGUCGACGAUGGUUCUAUAUUGGCGUCCAUGCUUUCUACGGGAUGAACACAUUUGCGUUCAGCUCUCUCGGCGAGUUUGGUCGUUUUUUCAAGGGAAUUGGGCGGGCUAGGGCUGAACGCAUAGCCCAUGUUGAGCUCUUUUGGCAGGGCAGUAUUAUGCCACAUGACCCAAGGACCCGUGUCAACCAGCGGACUUUGCCAUUGACUUGGCUAACUAGAUCCAAGCGCCUCCAGACUCUGGCAAUACAUACCGACGAGAGUUCAGAGUCCAGAACGCGCCGUAAACACGAGUUUCCUAGAAAAACGAAAAACAACGGGGCAAGGACUAAACAGGCAGAUAUGUCAGACCGUUAUAAAGACUACACACGUGCAAAAAUCGAGAGGCUGAAAACCCAUCAAAAGCUUUUGAAGCGGACAGCUCAGCAGCCCAAUUUUAGAGGCUACAGAUCCAUGCGGACUUGUCACGGCAUGGACUAUGUUUACCAGUUGCGUGGUAUGCAGUGGGUCCGCUUUUACGAAGUCCACAACAACGCCGGUCAGAGAGAGCAUAUUCGCGAUUGGAGUUUCGAGAACGAGAUCAACGUCGUCGUCACCUUGCCCAAGCAGCAGGCAUACGCCUCGGAGUGCGACAUUACAAACCUAUCCCGACUUCCUGGCCUACCUAGUACCUGGCGACCCCAAGACCAAGACCUAGCGUUGGUGGACUCCUUCUAUUCACCGAGAAUGGUGCAUGUCGACGAUGAUAGCGAUACAUCCUCAGCUCGCUCCGGCCCGCCAUCUCCGGCCCCUUCCACUGCUAACAAUGAUAUAUCUGAUUUGGACUUUGACUUCGACGAACCCAGGCCCGAAAUCAUAUUUCCCGACGAGGGGUAUCAAUCUGGCCCAGACAUGAAUAUUGGCCAAGAUGUUGACGCCGAUGUCCCUCAUAAAGUGGAGGAUAGCGAUUCAGACAACGAGCCACAGAAUGACCCUAAUGCGGGCCCUGACGAGGACUCUGAUGGUGAUUCUGACAAUGAUUCUGACGGUGGUCCAGAUGAUAUUCCGGGCGGGAUCAACGCAGACCCUGGAGGUAGGGCCAACCCGGGUCCUAGCCCUGAUCCCGAGCCUGGUCCCGAGCCUGGUUCCGGCUCCGACUCCGGCUCGGAGCAUAGCUCUGACAACAGCGACGCAGUGUUUGACAACGCUGCCUCCACUACGGACGCGGAGAGAGCCAACGAUACCCAGCUGACUGCCCCUGAGAGUGCCGCCGAGGGAGCAGAGAGUGGUGAGGCGAUGGAUCAGGACGGCGAUGAUGACGAUCGGGAGAGCGUCGCAACUAGCGGGCUUUUCGUCCGAUCCGACGGGCCCUCCAGCAUCCGAGGACCACCCAGCGUCGGUCCCAGUGUGACUCCAAGCACCGCACUAAGCACUGGCCGAGCUUCUCUCGCAUUUCGAGGCAUGGCUCCUCCGCCGCGUCCAAAUCCUGUCGUUAUUGACCUGACGGCGGAUGAUAGCGACGAUGAUGAGUCUAGCACGGUGAGCAGCAGCUUCGACUCGGAAAGCCUGUUCGUUCGAUCCCGCCGCGACGGAUCGACCAUUGCCGCCCACGGAUCUUCGAGCGACGAGCGCCGCCGUCAAAUCUUCGUCGAUCUCACCGCGGACGAGGUUAAGAGGGAGGACGACCGGUCCAGCGUGACCUCCAGUGGCACGAAGCGCACCCGGGAUGGCGAUGGUGGAGGCUCGGGUAAGCAGGAGAAUAAGCGCCCUCGCAUCGCCUUGUAA
This is a messenger RNA of Neoarthrinium moseri, 2733 nucleotides long. RefSeq lists its product as uncharacterized. Lineage: Eukaryota; Fungi; Ascomycota; Sordariomycetes; Amphisphaeriales; Apiosporaceae. The transcript is spliced from 4 exons. The record is from RefSeq and is a predicted model, not a curated record. Bases 1 to 2733 code for a protein of 910 amino acids.